AGGGAGGCGGACGAGAGUGUCUCUGGUGUGCUUUAAUUCCCAUCCAUUGAAAGCACGAACUAAAUUACCGCACUGGUAUGGUAUCUCAUUUGCUGAGAACUAGGCCUAGCUAGAAGGUAGAGAAGGAAGGUAGUUGGAGUGUCGGUUUCCGCAUCUCAGUACUGUAGUUCAUAUUUCACUAACAUCAGCUGCUUCUGUAUAGCACCAGUCCAUUCUGGAAACAAUCUGUGUAAAUGUAACUGUUUGUUCAGUUACCUGCAUAAGCUGAAAUUGAUGUCAAUGAUGUCCGGUCUAAUGGUUGGCCAGGCCUGUUUUGUUCUUCUGUUAUCCGUGUUUACAGUUGUCCACACUUCCUUUCCCAACAAAAUAGCACUUAAAGACGGUGGCUACACUGGCGUGCUUGUCGCAAUUAGCGAAGAUGUUCCAGAAGACCAAUCACUGAUAGACAAGUUAAAGAUGGACUUCAUAAACGGAUCUGAGUUUCUCUUUGAGGCAACUUCAAAGCGAGUUUACUGGAAAGAAAUUACAUUUUUGAUUCCAACAACUUGGAAAAAAAUGGGGAAUUAUUUGCCAGCCACACAUGAAUCAUUUAUACGCGCCAAUAUUAGGAUUGAUAAGCCAAAUGAUUUGUUGCCUCAUACCCCAUAUGUGCUGAUGAAUGAUAAAUGUGGCGCCAAGGGAUUAUACAUGCAUCUCACAGCCGACUACAUUCAGAACUCUACCAUUAAUACCCAGUAUGGCAAUUUAGGAACUGGGCGUGUUCUUGUUCAUGAGUGGGGACAUCUGCGUUGGGGUUUAGCAGAUGAGUAUCCUAAGGACGACAAUCAUUUCUAUGCAUCAACAGAGACGCAACGUAUCGAAGGUAUUCGCUGCUCCAUGGAUGUGAAAAUUAUACCAAUAGCUUCAGGCGAAUCAAAGUGUGAUUACAACUUGGAUGAAGUUAAUGCUAACAACCUCAAUGACAUUAAUGGAUACUGCUUGAGCUAUGAUGAUUUAUCUUCAUCCAAAGCUUUAGCUUCUAUUAUGUAUAAACCCAACAUUAUAAAGUCGGUGACUCAGUUUUGCCAUAAUGAUGUUACAAAACCUGGAUUACACAACUACGAAUCCCCAAACCCACACAAUGAGCUGUGUAACUAUAAAUCUACCUGGGAAGUAAUGUUAAACACGGAUGAUUUUGCUGGAGGAAAAAACCCACCUAUAGAGAUGCAUGUAGACACUAAACCAACAUUUAAGUUCGUUCAGAGGAUACCAACAAGGAUGGUAAUUUUGAUUGAGGCCAGUGAAAGAAUGAAUGAGGGAGAUUAUUUCUUUAGGGUUCGACAAGCUGUAUCCUACUUCAUAGAGCAUAUAGUUGAGAGUGCUAUUCAACUGGGUAUAGUAACAUUUGGCAAGACUGUAAAAGUUUCCAACAACAUUGUACUUCUUUCUAGUAAGGAAAUUCGUCAAAAUAUGGCAAGAACACUGCCUACCACUGGAGAAGGCAAAGCAAAUCUUACAGCAGGCCUCAGCAAGGCUUUAGAGAUCCUUUCAGCAUCGCCAUCUGAUGUAAAAGGCUCUUCCAUCAUGGUGAUCAGUGGUGGUUUAAGUGAGUCAACAUCUGACUUGUCUGCCAUGAAAGACAACCUUCUGAACUCCGGAGUGACAGUGGAUGCAAUUCUCUAUGGUAGUACCCUUGAUGUGGUAGAUGCUGAACUUAUUGAUCUUGUGGAUAUGGUUCAAGGUGUGUGGUUUGGGUUCUCUGGAUAUCAGCAGUCUUGUGCUCUUGAAGAUUCCUUGAUAUCUAUAUUAAUGGAGAGAGCUGAUAUACAUAAAGACAUACCAAAGCAGAUACUUAGCAGAAGUAAUAAUAUAUCAAAAUCGAGAAGAAUGGUAAAUGAUUAUUUCUUUGUUGCAUACUACCUUGGAAAAGAACUUACAUUUACUGUGUUCUUUGCAAAUCAAACUCAACUACAAAACUCGCAGGUAUAUUUGAAUGAUCCAAUGGGUAGACAAAUAAGUACACACGACAAGGCACAGUACUACGAGGAUUUUGAGACUUCAACUAUCACAAUUAAAAUCUUAGGAACAGCCCAGAUUGGAAAUUGGAGUUACCAUAUUAUGUAUGAAGGCUUUGAUGAUUCAAUUAUUGUCAGAACGAAUGUAAUAUCCAAGGUGAAGUCAGGUGUGUUUGACCAGAUUGUAGUAAAUGGUCAGCUAUUGUAUGAAGAGGUUGACUAUUCCGAGGUGCAGAUGCAGAGUCUGUCUGUCACAGUUGCUGAUGAGUAUUCAUUUUUAAUUGGUGCAAGCGUAUCAGUGACAGUAGAUCCCCCAGACGCUCCGCCUAAUAAACUUGCCAUGAUGGAUUUAGAAGUGGAGUUUAAAGGAGUAUAUUAUAACUUUACUGGUGAUGGUUUGUAUACUGUGUCAGUUGAAGUGUACAGUGAAGGGGAGGCUGUGAAGUUAGAUCUAACAGAGGAUUUUGGUGUAUCUGGUGAUGUUGUUCCAUAUGCAAUUGCCAAACGAGCAAAACGUGAUACUAGAGAGACGUAUACGGCCCUUGACCCGUUCACAAUUUCAAUAAUUGUAGGUUCAUUUAGGGUGAAGAACUUUAAAAAGUCCUCAGCAGACAUACACCCUCCAAGUCAAUUUCAAAUUAUGGAAGUAAAAAGUGCGGUUGGAACACCUAGUGAAAAAGUGAUAACCCUUCAGUGGUUCUCACCUGGUGAUAAUUAUUUCUAUGGUCAAGCAAGUUUCUAUGACAUCCGUGUCAGCUUUGAUUUUAAGCAGCUUCUUGAUGACUUUGAAUCUGCAAAACAAAUCACCAAAAAUGAUAUUGUCACAGAAAAAUCCUUCACAGACAUUAACCAACCUGGAGAAGGCUUUACCUUCGAAGAACUUGUUAUCAAGGUUCCGUUACCUAUCGAACAAGAUUCAAUCGUAGCUGUUGCUAUAGUAGCUGUCGAUGCUGCUGGCAACCGAAGUCCUCGCUCAAAUAUCCUUAAUGUAACAUUUGCAAAAAGAAAUUAUUGGAACAUCAUCAUACCAGUGGUGGUUGCAAUCUUGAUGGUGUUAUUAGUGGUAGCUGUAAUUUGCUAUGUGCGCAACAAGCGGAAGUUGUACAAUCCACCAGUACGAUACCAGGCUGCUAAGUUCCCUCCUGAGGAAGUUUGAGCUACUGUGACUAGUUGCAAGUAAAUAAGCUCAGUAGGCCUACCUCUAAAAUGUGAUGUUUACUGUUACUAGUACUGUAUUCCAAUUUAUAUUUUAUUGUGAAUCAGCUGUAUUUUUUAGAAAAUAUAGACAUUCUAAUCUAUCAUUCAUAUUAUAGGCUGUGAAAUUAUAUGACAUGACAUGUAUGCAACAAUUUUUUGCUGCAGUGAACUUCACCAGAGUGUCAGUCAUAUUCAUAAAAUGACCAAUCAGGACCAGGCCAAUGGAUAUGUUCUUAUCCCACAAACACACAUAUUGGAGAGGUUUCGCACGUGAAGGAAUACAUUAUAUACGCAUACAUUUAGCUAUCCAUAACGGUUUGUAGCCAUGCUAUGCUUUUUGCAAUGACAGCGAAAUUUAAGCAUCAGACCUUGGGGCUAGCCUAGGGCCUAGCUAGGCUAUUCCUUUUUCUUCUCUCAUCAUGCUUCUCAAAAUCAGAUUUUGGCAUGUCCUAAAGUUUUAGUAUGUAAAAUUUUGGAAAUUGUAAGUGGUAGCCGAAUAACACUCCUUUCUAUGUUGCCCAAAUGAGUUGGUUAUUUUGUGACCCAAAAAUGCCUGGCUACUAUAAGCUAGGCCUAGGCCUACAGGAAAACACCACCAAGCACCGACGUUUUUUAAUACCUCAAAAUGAGACGCAUCCUGUCUUAACUUGCUGUCUUCAAAAGUCACAAAAAUGACACGUACGUAUUAAUUAAGAUAUAUUUAUAUUUUAAACUUUACUGUAAAUGUGAAAAAAAAAAACGAAGAUUGUACUAGAAAUCCUAAAUUUCCCUACGUAUUUUUCAUGUACGUGUAGAUAUGCGUGUCGUCCACACGGUUAAUGGAUAGCAACCGGCAUAUGACGUCAUAAAUGAUGACAUAUACGUCAAACUAACUGUAUGCAUUUGCAUGCGAAACCUCCCUAUUGUCUUAUAAAUGUACAUGAUAUGUACGUUUGCGUUGUUGAUUUGUGGAACCUUAGCAACAAUAAAGUGCGGGGUUUAACUGAAUAGUCUGUUGUACUUUACAAUAACACAGUUAUUUAUAAUAGGCUAAUCCCCUUUAAUCUGAUACCCUUUUCUGUGCUAUAGUUUUUGACAUUAAGAAUCGUAGGUGUAAACUCUAGAUACUUCCAUCGAAAGUUGAUUGGUUGGGCAAUAUUUCAGGUAGAUGGCCAAUUUUGCUGUUGGUUUAUUAGGAUUACAUAAUGGAGAACAUUUUCUUAAUUGCAAAGUUGGUGCAUGGAUUUUGAGAAUGUUCAUGAUUUUAAAUCUAUACUUAUGUUUAAAAUGUUAGCGAGUAUAUAUAUUGAUGUUGUCUUAGAAUAGUGUGUUGUAGUCCAGUGCAUGUUUAGAACUCAUUAUAGUAUUGAUAUUUCUGUAUGUUAAAACUAAAUUUAAAGGUGCAUAUAUACUGUCUUGGGUGAGAUCAUAAAGUUCUUUACUUUGUAUAUUUAAGUUGAAAGCAAGCUUUUUAAAAUUAGAAAACAAUCCUUGCCAGCUAAUAGAGUAACUUUCCUAUAUUUUUUUUGCAAUAUACCCUUUAAAAAAUUAUUAAAACUGGUAAUUACUUUUUUUGUUGUAAGGCAUUUGUAAAUAGGUAGCUAGAAAAGGUAUUGUUGUUUAAUAACUUAUUUUAUGCUUUUGUGUGAUCGAUUUAAUUUUGUUGUAUUUCAAUUUCUGAAGUUUUCAAUAUUUCACCACAAACAGUUUGUCUUUUAAUAUAAAUUUAUCUGAAUUAUGAUGCUAACAUUUGUGUUAGUGGAAGUUUGGACAAUGUGUUAAACACCUUGAGAGUACAUGAGUAUUUAUACAGUACAGAUACAUUUGUUCCCAGUACUAAUACAGGUGUAUACAGUACAGAUACAUUUGUACCCAGUACUAAUACAGGUGUAUACAGUGCAGAUACAUUUGUAUCCAGUACUAAUACAGGUGUAUACAGUGCAGAUACAUUUGUACCCAGUACUAAUACAGGUGUAUACAGUACAGAUACAUUUGUACCCAGUACUAAUACAGGUGUAUACAGUACAGAUACAUGUAUAUGCAGUACUAAUAUAGGUGUAUACAGUAUACAUUUGUAUCCAGUACUAUUGCAGGUGUAUACAUCAGACAAGACUAUUUUUAUUCCUUGUUUCACAUACUUAUUUUUUUUUAAAGAUCAUUGGAAGAGGGCGCAAUAAAAAUAA
Anneissia japonica is the source of this 5353-nucleotide messenger RNA. Its product is annotated as calcium-activated chloride channel regulator 4A-like. The record is from RefSeq and is a predicted model, not a curated record. Lineage: Eukaryota; Metazoa; Echinodermata; Crinoidea; Comatulida; Comatulidae. Bases 274 to 3150 code for a protein of 958 amino acids. The transcript is spliced from 12 exons.